UACAGAAAAAUGGCGGCGCAAGCAGACCGAGGUGUCCCACUGAGUACGCUUGCACCUAAGUUUCUGCAUACCAACUCCACCAGCCACACCUGGCCCUUCAGCGCCAUCGCUGAGCUCAUAGACAAUGCCUACGAUCCAGAUGUCAGCGCCAAACAGUUUUGGAUCGAUAAGACUGUGGUCAAAGGAGAAGAGUGCCUCAGCUUUAUGGAUAAUGGAAAUGGACUGGACCGUGAAACCAUGCACAAGAUGCUCAGCUUUGGGUACAGCGACAAGAUAGCUGUGAAUGGCCAGGAGCCAAUUGGAAUCUAUGGCAACGGCUUCAAGUCUGGAUCCAUGCGUCUUGGCAAAGAUGCCAUCGUCUUUUCCAGAUCGAGGAGCACCUCCUGUGUUGGGAUGCUCUCUCAGACCUACCUGAAAAAGAUUAAUGCCCAGCAGAUAGUUGUUCCUAUUGUUUGCUUUGAAGAGUGUGGAACAAACAAAUUCUUUGUAAGAGAUGAGCACAAAGCCAGUCUGCAAGAUAUUCUGCGCUAUUCCCCUUUCAACACACAAGGCGAACUGCUGGCCGAGAUUAACGUCAUCGCUUCGCCCUAUUCCAAAGAGAGAACUGGCACACGGAUCAUCAUCUGGAAUCUUCGCAGAACAUCUUCAGGAACAACAGAGUUUGAUUUUGAGAAGGACAAGUACGACAUCCGAAUUCCAUCUGAGGUCUACGAGACGAUGAAUGAUCCGUCUCAGCAUCCAGACAGGGUCACAUCGUACAUCCCAGAGAGCAUGUACUCUCUGCGGGCGUACUGCAGUAUUCUGUAUCUGAAGCCCCGGAUGCAGGUCGUGGUACGAAGUCUAAAGGUGAAAACUCAGCUCAUCGCUAAGAGUCUGGCCUUUAUCAGCAAGGACCACUACAAGCCCAUCUUUCUGAGCAAACGCAUCCCUAUAACUUUUGGGUAUAACACCAAAAGUAAGGACCAGUAUGGUAUAAUGAUGUAUCACAAGAAUCGGCUCAUCAAAGCCUAUGAACGCGUGGGCUGCCAGCUUAAGGCUGACAACAGAGGAGUUGGAGUCAUUGGGGUCAUAGAAUGUAAUUUUCUGGAUCCUACCCACAACAAACAGAGCUUUAUUGAGUCAGAUAAGUACAGGAAAACCAUGAACAAUUUGGGGAUCAAACUGGAGGAGUACUGGAAAGAAAUUCGCUACCGCAAGAACAAAGAAAAUCCAAACAGCACCAUACCAGUGGAGGAUACCAUGAAGCGACCAGAUCAAAACUGGGUGCAGUGUGAUGACUGUUUGCAGUGGCGCAAACUCCCUGAUGGAAUUGACUGCAACAAGCUGCCAGAAAAAUGGUUCUGCCGUAUGAACCCUGAUCCUCAAUUUAGGAGCUGCCAGGUAGAGGAGGAGCCUGAGGACUCUGAUGAUGACCAGCCUUCAUACAGCAAGACAUAUAAACGACAAGAGAGGGAGGACAAAAAGAAACAAGAAAUGGCAAGACAAAAGGCUGAGGAGGAUCGAAGGCGCCGGGAAGAGCAGCACAAUGCGGCUCUCCGACGGCGAGAGCAAAACCAGCAGCAACGUCAGAGAACUGUCCAUUCCCCUUCUACUCCAACUACCCCGAGGAAUAGGGCGCUGCAAGGGGGUGCUGCAAGGGCUGAAUUCUCUCAUCUGAGCUCCACCAUCAUUUCACAAGCUGCCUGCAGCCCCUCCAGUAGCAGUGGUCUUCCAAUUAUUACUAAUGUAUGCUCACUGUCACCAGCCACUAUGAGCGGGAAAAGGACACAUCCUGUUACUCCACAAAGUACGCCUAAAAGACCGAGAGUAAAUGGCAUCCAUGGGAGCACCUUAGAUACACCCUCAUCAGUAGAUGCCACCCCCCUGAGUUCUCCAUCUGUGCCUGUUGAUAGUGAUGAUGAAACUGAUGAUGAAAUUGUCAUCUUGGAGACAGCUAGCACCCCCAAGCCGAAACAGCCAGUUUUGGAUAUUAGUAAAGUGAAGAAAGAGGAGGACGAAAGCAGCGAUAGUGUCAGCAUGUUGUCACAUUUUAGUAGUAAUGCUAAAGUGGAUGUCACCUCAAAAACAAAUGGCUCUGCAGGGUCUGCAGCUGUGGGAACCAGUUCCUCACAAGUGUCCUCUGCAGAAAUGUCGAGCAUCACCACCCAGACAGAAUCACCCAACAUAAAGCAGGAAGUGGAGGAGAGAGCCUCACAGCAUAUGGGUAAUAACAGUGGUAAAAAACAGAGUUCAGAUUUAGAUGCUUCCGGUGUUGAGCAAAGAGUUUUUAAGCAAGAGUGCAGUGAAGGCACUCAAAGUGAGAAUCAAGGAACACAGACCUUGAAGAAUGAACUGGCACACCACCUGCAAAGUGAUGAAAAUGCCGGACCUUCCUCUGCAGAUGCCCAUGACCAAGAAACACUUAACUGCCUCAGUGCUGCCGAAGUACAGGAACAACAAGACCAGCUCAUGGGGCUCAUGCAGGACACUGCUCAGGAGAGAGACUCUCUGAAAGAGCAGGUCCAGAGACUUACCUCUGAGUUAGAAGCUGUGCAGAGCAGACUGCAGGAGCUGUCUCACAUCAAUGUAAAGGCGUGUUCUCACCAAGCCAGUCAGACAGAAUUAACAGAGGGGGAGAAGGACUACAAAUGUCUGUUUGAGAAGGCCAAACAAAAAGUCAAUGAAUUGAUUAAGGACAAAGAGGCUUUAAUUGCAGCUACUGAGACAAAGGCAAAUUGCAGCACCGCCCAAGGGGAGGACGAUGACAUUGAUGAGAUUGCACUGCAAGUUGACUCUUUGAUCCGGGAGCUGGAUCAAAGCAACAAGGAGAAGGAAGAACUACGCUCACAGUUGGACAGUCUGGAGGAGGAGAAAGCAAACCUGGCAGCACAGUGUGAAGAGCUCAAGUUGAAUCUACAGCAGCAGAGGGAGAAUGUGCCGACACCACCAAGAAACAAUGAUUCUUCUGAUCACACACGUCAAGAAGAAGCAGGAGGGCCGGCGGACUCUGGCACACAUUCAAGCGCAUUCAGGAGCUUGCUGGAGCUUCGGCAGAAUGUCGGGCGCCUUCUCAUCACUUACGUGCCUGCGCUGGACCUGGAGCAAGUGAAUUAUGAGUGUAAUGUCAUUGAUGAAAUCCUAGAGCAGGUUCUCACUGAUAGGGAUUCUUCUAUAGUUGCGGGGCUGAGUGAUGAUGGUGGAAGUGAAUAAAAAAAAUCAUCAGAUCAUUGAUUUAGGUGCAGUCUACUGAGGGUAAGAAAUUAGGUUGUAUUUAUUUGGGCAUGUGUACAUGUUUACAGAUUUUUUUUAAUAUGGAUUUGCAGUAAAUUCAAAAUGAUGAGCUUCUUUGUGCUAUUUAUUUAAAAACGAUAAAGCUAUUAUCAUAGCAGCAUUUUGAAUAAAUAGUAUAAGUCAGACAUUUUCCCAAUUAAGUUUAGGCAGAGUCCGGAAAGUAACCCAUUUGUUAGCAGUUGUUGUUUGUGUUUCUAGCUUUUCAAACCAGCUGCAUCUAAUUAUGAUUCUGUUUCACAAUGACAGCUGUUUGUUGUACCCUUUGCGGAUAUUUUGUACAUAUUCUGUCAAAUAUAUUUUUUUAUUCCCUCUUAGUGUUCAGUGAUUAAGUGCUUUAUGACACAUUGUCAGUGGUGUUCUUGUCAACAUUUCAAGACGUCCAGUGUGUUUCUAAGUGAUGCUAACUGUAUCUUAACACGAAAUCUGAAAUGUUCCUGCACAUAAAUUGGUCUUCCUCUCUUGGCUGAAAAGAUUUUGUCUAAACACCCAGUUUCAGUAUCUAAUCAGUAGCAGAUGUAGCCAUGUUUUUUUUAAAUUGCGCUGUUUGCAAUUUAGUUAUGGGAUUUUUUUUGGAGGUGUAUAUAAUGGUAAGCUUUGUUUAUUCAGGAACAUCAACAUUUCUUUUCACACCUUAGCCACAGCCAACAUGUUCCACAUAUGUAGACAUAAAAUGUAAACUUCAACUAAUAUUUAAAAAAUAACAAGGAAAUUAUUUCCACUGAAGUUGUUUAUUGAAAUAAAUCUCAGAGUUGUUAAGUUAAAGUUAAAUUGUCCUCUAACAUCAUGGCUGUUUAUUUCAAAUUGAAUGUGUCUUACGACCGGAGCAGCAGCAUGACCGAUCUCAGAAUGUCACUGGAUCUAACAGAAUCAUUGUAUUUUUCCUUAGAACAACAGCUCCCUUGUACAAUUCAUUCCUGGGGCACUACAGUAACAAAAUACACAGAUUAUGUAUUUUAUUUCCCUUUCCAGCACAUUUCACAUAAUUUCAAAAAGUUCACAUUAAACAUUAAUGCACUGUGAAUGCAUUAUUCCAUUUUACAUCAUGUGCUUUACGGCUUGUAUACAUGCUGUAUCAGUGAGGACUGUUAUUUUGUAUCAGUGAUGUAUGAAUAGAUCAUUUUCGUUGAAGAAGUAAUUUAAUGAGUUUUCUACAACACAAAAAUUACUUGCUGUAAGUAAAAGGUUUCAGGUUUUCAGCUUAACAUGCAGUGGUUGAAAGUAAUAAGGUACUUUUAUUAAUGCAAUGUGCUUGCAUAAUUCCAUUACCUGUUUCUUUACACUUUACUUUUUAAAAGGCAAGUGUUGUACUAUUUAGUUUAUUGCAUGUAUUCACCAAUUUUCUUUUCACACCAAGCUUGAAAUAAGGCACAUUUUUAUUUAUUAAACCAGGGGCUUGUGACCCAAUGAACAAAA
Molecule: messenger RNA, 4683 nt
Organism: Stegastes partitus (bicolor damselfish)
Lineage: Eukaryota; Metazoa; Chordata; Actinopteri; Pomacentridae
Gene: morc3a
Product: MORC family CW-type zinc finger 3a
Exons: 19
Coding region: 10-3189 (1059 amino acids)
Cellular component (GO): nucleus; PML body
Molecular function (GO): zinc ion binding; ATP hydrolysis activity
Source: RefSeq, a predicted model, not a curated record